AUGGAGGUCGCUAUUGAACGUUUCCAGCGCUGCAGGAGCUAUGUUUAUUUCGCUUUGUUCCGGGACAAUGUGGACCGAGCUGACUUUCAAUGUAGCAACUGCUUGCUUGCGGAGGACUACAGGGGCGAAGUGGCUACUCUUAGCAAGCAAGUAGCAAACCUACACAAGCUACUGGGGAAUCCACGCCCGCCUACUUUUUAUUUUUCUUCCACCCCAGUAGCCAGACGCCGCUCUGGUCUGGUGGAAGUGUCACCGCCGUGUCGGCUCUCCACAGCUGACUGGCCGGUGCUCAGCAGGGUUCCAUCCCCCCUUUUCUGGAGAACGGAGCUGUUCUCGACUCAAACAACCAGCCAUGGAGAUACGUCACUCGCCGUGGAAAUCGAAGAAAGCGUCCUCUGGCAACGUGGGUCUCAUUGGAGUUGUUAAGCCCGGACCUGACACGGCUUUGCCGCCCUGGAUCGGAUACGGAGGUACCUGCGUCUUCGUCCUCUGUUCUGUCUCCCUCUCC
This is a messenger RNA of Coregonus sp. 'balchen', 508 nucleotides long. NCBI's taxonomy places the organism in Eukaryota, Metazoa, Chordata, Actinopteri, Salmoniformes, Salmonidae. The record is from the annotation of a GenBank genome assembly.